Messenger RNA from Dothidotthia symphoricarpi CBS 119687, 720 nucleotides. RefSeq lists its product as uncharacterized. The record is from RefSeq and is a predicted model, not a curated record. Bases 1 to 720 code for a protein of 239 amino acids. Lineage: Eukaryota; Fungi; Ascomycota; Dothideomycetes; Pleosporales; Dothidotthiaceae. The transcript has a single exon.
AUGCAAGCCCUCGACAUCGUCUACGGCCCCGGCGUCAUGACAGCCUAUCUCAGCCUCCUCUUCGCAGACCUCGUCUUCUCUGUUCUACCCGCUACACUGAACGCGGAAUCGAAACCAGAAACGGAAAGAAAGAGUCGGAUAAAGAGAUCCAUCAGCUUAGCAGUACACCUUUACUACCUCUUCGCCCUACUCCAAGUACUCCUCGCCAUCCUCCGCGGCGCGCCAUGUCUCCCCGCGCCAGCACUUUUCGCCGUCGAUGUGUGGGUUGUGCUCUCGCCGUGGUUCGUAGCAACCGCAAUUAGCGAGCAGAAUGGCAGGAGGCGGUUUUUGUGGGGACUCCCGGGGCUGGUGCUAGACUGCGUUAGUUUGUUUGGUGCGGGUGUGCGGGCGAGGCCGGUGUGGACUGUUGGGUUGUGGGCGUGUGCUGCUGUCAUGUCGGCUAUUCGAGUAGUUUGCUCGCGGGGAAACGGGGGGUUGGGCAUGUUGUGGGGAGUUGCUGGGGGGAGUGUUGUGUGGAGGUGGUGCUGUGGAGAUGGGGUUGGGUAUGGGAUGGGGGGAGUAAGGGGGGCAAUUGGAAUUAUGGCGUCGGAGAGGGGGGUUAUGAAGGGGGAGCAGGUUUUUGCGCGGGUUUUGGCGGGAUGUGUGGUGGGGUGGGUAGGAAAGGAGAUUUGGAGUGUGAGGGAGGUUGUUGCGCAGAUGAUGGAGGAGAUAGUAGUAUGA